AACUAAUGACCGGUUGAUCGAUAAUCAAGAUCCCUCUGAUCAGUUCUACUGGACCAUAGUUGCUGAUCAUUCCACCUCAUCCUGACCUCACUUUGAAAUUGUGGGACCCUGACUUGUUCAGGAGGUGUUGUUCCUUUGGUCUGACUUGGCUUGUUCUGAUUAUUGUUCCUCCAUCCUCUCCUCCACCCUAUCUGAACCGACUUCAAUCCCCCUCUUUCUCUCCCUUGACAUCCAUUUGAUCGGAAAAAUAUACGGAAUUAAAUAACACAGACGAGAAAGAAAGAAGCAAAGGAGUCCGGAAGAGAAAGCCCACCCGUUCAUGCGCCCUCCAACCCUCUCCUUUCUCCCCGUCACUUGCUGGUCCGAAUCCCCUCGGUGUCCAUGACAUCGCCCGGAGAUGCUGCUCCGGUCAAACCUCCGCCGUCAUUUUCCCCCGGCGUAGCGCGGGCCUCCUCCACCUCCAGGUACUCGACUCAUGCGUCGCAGCGUCGCGAUUCCGUCCAGUCUCUAGAUUCGAACCAUGUCGAUCAGUCUGUCGGCCCAUCCCCCCCGCCGCUGUCCGCCACGACGGAACUGCCGAUCCGCUCUGCGUCACCCUAUGCCCGGUCGCUAAGGUCGUCAACCCCCCAGCUCAAUCGGUCUUCGCUAGGCUCCCCAGACGGAGGGCGGUUUGAAGGGGCGGAGGAUGUGCGCUCGUUGAUUACCCGGUCAUUCUCCCCCGUGGUCGGGGUCUAUGCGUCGGUCGAUACGGAUGACUUGGUCCACCAGAAGGGGUUCCCGGGCGGUUUCUGGGGGUUAAUACGGUCAUUUGGGGAAAAUGUUCCGGGGAAGAUCGUGAUCCGAGAUAGUGUGGGGUCGAGUCGUGGGUGGGAGGACUAUGGGGUGCGGUUUGUGGAUUUGGGGGGGCAAGCGCGGUACCCUCCGGAUGCGACUCCGGGGCAACCCCCUCCCUUGACGCAGAUCGACGAGGCAUUGGCCAAAGAUUUGGAGGCCGCAGAGAAUCCGCUGGCCCGGACAUUGCGCCCAAAGGACUUGGCCGGGGCUUCGACGAUUUCUCCGUUAUACAACGACUUCCUGCACCAGCUCCUGUCGAUCCCGUCCGCAACGCCCCACGAAACGUUUCGUCACCCGGUCGCAAGUGUCAUCGCCAUCAGCUCUCGAAAUACCAGCCCAUUGGAGACUCUCCGACAGCUGUAUGCGGACACGACCAAUGGAGAUCGACGGUUACCGGAGUGGAUCCAUCCCGAGUACCUCCGCUACUAUGUGCUCGUCCACGACGAGGACCGCGACGACAUCGCCGAAUCGACCAAGCUGUACGACCAGAUGAAGCGGCAUUUUGGCCUGCACUGCCAUCUCCUACGGCUCCGCAGCAACCAGUGCGUCGUGACCGAUGAUGACAGCGUCGAAGUGCCGGAAUGUGAAUGGGUCUCGCCCGCGGAGCGUCUCUCGGGCAGCGCAGAGCCACUCGUCGACCUAGAUACGGAUGGUCGUCUCUACCUCUUUGAGUCGGAUGUCAUGGCGAUCAAGGCGUUUGUACGGGAGUUGGUCGCGCAGUCGGUAAUCCCUUUCAUGGAGAAUCGCGUGACCGUCUGGAACGACCAAGUGGCGUCUCGGAGACGCGGCAUCAGCGGUCGCUUCAUGUCCAUGUCGCGAAGAUGGGCGGGGUUCGGUUCCAGUUCUCGAUCCAGCCUGACGGGAUCUGCGGGCGGGGUGAGUGGGAACUAUGAUGGCGCUCGCGGCUUCUACCGACCCGACGCCCCGGAGGCCGUUCUGCGGAAGAUGGCAGACUUUGCCUUUAUGCUGCGGGACUGGAAACUGGCCGCCUCCACAUACGAACUGAUCCGGUCCGACUACGCCAAUGAUAAAGCAUGGAAGUAUCAUGCGGGGGUCCAUGAAAUGUGCGCCAUCAGCCUACUCCUGAACCCGGUCUCCAUGCCCGCCAAGACCAAACUCGGGGAUAUCGACCAGAUGCUGGACACCGCCUGUUACUCGUAUCACACGCGUUGCUCCGACGUGCCGAACGCUCUUCGCUGCCUCACCCUGGCGGUGGAACUGCUGAAGUCCCGCGGCGGCUUGGCCACGGAAAGCGCGGCUAGGUGGGCCAUGCGGGCCAUGGACUUGGGCCUAGUCGGUUCGAUCGGGCAGGUGUUGCUCAGCGAGCGCAUAUCAGCCUGCUACGCGUCGCGGCCGCCGCUGCCCGGUGUCAGAUGGGGUGCGCGGUACCGAAAGGCUGGGAUGUGGAGUGUUCUCGCGGCUGAUCUCUGGCUCCAACUCGGCCAACCCUCGCUGGCCUCUGCCUGCCUAGAAGAGGCGGAACACUUAUAUGCCAGUGUCUUGGACAGAAAUGAAGGCGUGUUUCCCAUGCCCGAGAUGCAGGCAUUUGUCGAUAACCUUCGCCACACCAUCCAAGUGGAAUAUCUCGAGGCGAGAGGCCUGAACACGCAGGAGUCCCUCGACGCGGUACCCCCGAUGGACACCCAAGAGACCAGCGAGAAGCUCGACAAACGCCAGCACCGCCGGUCCCUGGUUGUGAAUCCGCUGGAAUCAGGGAUUCAGGACCUCCCUGACAACGAGGACCGGCCCGAUGACGAUUUUGAACGAGCUUGAGCGUUUUUUUCUUCUCUUUGGACGAAGGUCCGGCUGGGCGCACGAGAGGCGAGCGGUAUAUUAU
This is a messenger RNA of Aspergillus candidus, 2671 nucleotides long. Its product is annotated as TRAPP III-specific subunit 85 family protein. Gene Ontology annotation, cellular component: cytoplasmic vesicle; phagophore assembly site; TRAPPIII protein complex. Gene Ontology annotation, biological process: endoplasmic reticulum to Golgi vesicle-mediated transport; protein localization to phagophore assembly site. The record is from RefSeq and is a predicted model, not a curated record. Lineage: Eukaryota; Fungi; Ascomycota; Eurotiomycetes; Eurotiales; Aspergillaceae. The coding region runs from base 382 to 2607 and encodes 741 amino acids. The transcript is spliced from 2 exons.